Messenger RNA from Debaryomyces fabryi, 1371 nucleotides. Its product is annotated as TDT family transporter. The record is from RefSeq and is a predicted model, not a curated record. NCBI's taxonomy places the organism in Eukaryota, Fungi, Ascomycota, Pichiomycetes, Serinales, Debaryomycetaceae. Gene Ontology annotation, cellular component: plasma membrane. Gene Ontology annotation, molecular function: sulfite transmembrane transporter activity. The transcript has a single exon. Gene Ontology annotation, biological process: sulfite transmembrane transport; transmembrane transport. The coding region runs from base 1 to 1371 and encodes 456 amino acids.
AUGUUGUCUUCCAAUGCAACAGGUGAAACUCAUCAGAGCUCUGAAAGAGAGAAAGAUUUAGAAAUAUACGUAAGAGAUUUGAAGGGUAGUAUUAUUGGACGAUUGUGCUACGAGGUAGACCAAAAAUUGAUCAAAGGCUUUACGCCUGCGUAUUUUGGGACAAUUAUGGGAAUUGGAGUUUCGAGUUGUGUUUUAUAUAAGUUUCCAUAUCCAUCAAGAUGGCUCGAGAUAUGUGGGUGUAUCAUAUUUGGGGUUGGGGUGGCAUUUUUUCUUGUGAUAAUUAUAUGCUUUGUUGCGUUUGUAUUGCGAUAUCCAAAGAAAUUUGCAGCCUAUACCUGUGAUCCAGCUAUAGCACCCUUCAUGGGAGGCUUACCUAUGGGGUUCAACACUUUAAUAAACUUUGUUUAUUACUUGACAGGGAAGGAAUGGAUUAUAGGUGUAUGGGUAUUAUGGUGGAUGUCGGUGAUUUUGGCUUUAUACACUGGGUGCGUCGUAUUCUACGCUGCAUUUAUUGCAAAAAAAGAGUCGAGUUCCAAUUACUUGAAUCCAAAAGACAUAAAUGCUGCACUACUUAUGCCUAAUGUCGCUUUCACUGUCUCCGCAUCUACAGGCAAUUUGUUGGUUGUAGACUUGCCUUCUCUCAACCUUCAAAUCAUCACGAUGAUCGUAAGCUAUAUCUUGUGGUCCAGUGGUAUUAUUUUAACAUUCAUAAUCUUGUCAAUUUACUAUUGGAAAUUGUUCGUUCAUAAAAUACCUGCUACCAAUCUUGUCUUUACGAGCUUUUUACCAGCUGGUGCUGUUGGUCAAGGUGCUUUUUGUAUUAAUUUAUUUGGUAAUAACAUGAAUAACUUAAUCGUCCAACAUCACACUACGAUUUUAUCGUCUCAUUAUUUGCAUUUUCCAGGUGAACUUGAUCUUUCUUCGGUAGACACAUUAGGAGUGGGUAUCUCGAUAGGACAAGUUGCUUUGUUAAUGACAGCAAUGAUGUGUUUGUCUCUUAUCUCGUUCGGGUUUUUCAGUACUUACAUCGCUAUAAUCUCAAGUAUUUCAAAAAUACGGCCCUUCACGAAGAACUACAAUCUAGAUCAUACUUACAAGCCAUCAACCCUGAACUCUUUUACGAAUUUAUUUACUGGUUUCAUCAAAUUCAAUAAGUCAUACUGGGCCAUGACUUUCCCAUUAGGUACUAUGGCUAUAUCAUGCAACGAGUUAUCAAAGUCAUUCGGUGGAUUGAAGACACUCCAAGUAAUAGCCACUAUAUAUGCGGUUGCAUUGCUAAUCGUCACCAUUGGUUGUAUAUUUGGAGUGAUGUAUAAAAUUGGAUAUUUUGCUAAUUAUGCACUUUAUGGUACAAACUAUGAAAAGUUUUAA